Messenger RNA from Penicillium paradoxum, 828 nucleotides. Its product is annotated as Oxoglutarate/iron-dependent dioxygenase. The record is from RefSeq and is a predicted model, not a curated record. Gene Ontology annotation, molecular function: dioxygenase activity. Bases 1 to 828 code for a protein of 275 amino acids. Lineage: Eukaryota; Fungi; Ascomycota; Eurotiomycetes; Eurotiales; Aspergillaceae. The transcript is spliced from 3 exons.
AUGGCUUCUGCCGGGUCUCCCAACAUCCCUGUCGUGGACUUUGCCGGCUGGAACACGGAAUCUGGCCGUCAGCGAAUCGCGCAAGAAAUCGUCACCGCUUGCAAAAAUGUGGGAUUUGUGCACAUCGUCAACCACUCGCUGCCGGAAUCUAUGUUAGACGAAGCAUUCAACUGGUCGAAGCGAUUCUUUGAGCUGCCCCAAGACGAGAAACUCAAAGCGCCCCAUCCAAAAGGAUGGGCAAUCCAUAGAGGCUACUCUUGGCCUGGGCUGGAGAAGGUAUCACAGGCGACAAGUACCGGUAAUGACCAGGAAAUGAUGGAGCAGCUGAGGGAAGUUACAGACGUCAAAGAAAGCUAUGAUAUAGGAAGUGAUGAGAACACUACACAGCCUAAUCAGUGGCUACCUGAAGACAGCCUUCCAGGAUUCCCUGGCUUCAUGCGCCGCUUCUACUGGGAAUGUUUCCAAGUUGGGGGAGAAAUUUUACAAGCACUCGCCAUUGGCCUGGAGCUAGACGAGAAAUAUCUGGUCGAAAAACACUCAGAAUUUAACAACCAGCUACGCUUACUACAUUACCCGUCUAUUCCGGCGGAAGCAAUUGAGACGACGUGUGCAGCCAGAUGCCCAGCACAUACCGCCUGGAGCUCAAUCACGCUGUUAUUCCAAGAUGACUGUGGAGGGUUGGAGGUAGAGGAUAUCGCAUCGCCGGGGAGAUUUAUUCCUGCAACGCCUAUCAAGAAUGCAAUUGUGAUGAAUAUCUUCUCAGGUCCACCAGCCAUCGAGUCACCUUACCACCUCUCGCUGAUAGAUUUGAGGGAACUGACCGUAUGA